GACUUGUCUGGGUGACUGUUGAACUGAGACUAGGUGCUUUUGGGCUUUGUGUUAGUGAGUCCGUUUGGCUGUCGGGUGUCUGGGACACGGUGGAACUGGUCCCCUUUAACGUCCCCACCUGGGUUUUGUGUGGGGGGAACAGGCGUUAAAUUUUAUCACAGCGAAACGCUUCCCGCCGUGACCCUUGCUGAUAAGAUACUUUGGACUCGUUAUGCACCCUGAUUACUCAACACAUUUAGAUGGGAUUCUAUAUAUAACACCAUUCUCUGGUUGCAUACAGAUAAGAGACGCACAGCGUGUUCUGGGUGAAUUGCAGUCUUUACCUGUGAGAGGUGUCAUUGGAAGAGACUUGCCAUUUUCUGGCAGGUCUGUUGUGUGUUUCAAGGUCAAGUGGGUUCAGUUUGUUUUGGCAUAAAUAAAUGACUCAGCAGUUCAACAGCUGUUAUUACAGGAACAAUUUGAACAAAAAAAAAAAAAACUUUUAAGCCAAGUGCAGGUGUAGCCAACACAGGAGAGGCGUUUAUGUGCAUGGGUUUUUGUGGGUUACCACUGUUUCUGAUUCUGUAUUUAAAGUACUUAUUUCACAUGUAUCCGAACCCUAUCAGCCCUAUGUAAAAUUCUAAGUAUAUUAAGAGGGGCUAAUUUUUUUAGGAUUAUGUUUUCCCCUCUGAUAACACCAUAAUAUUAAUUCACAUAAGCAUGCGGCUCACUGACGCUAAUAAAUGUCACACAAACUGGUACUUUCAGCAGUGAGUUAUAAGUAAGUUUAUGAGUGUGUUCCGAAUAAAAAACAGAAGGCCCCUAAUGGAAUCAGAAAGGGAUCUUUGCUAGAGAUUUUCGUCACUGAAAUGAAAACUCUGCCAAAGUACUUGUAAUAUCCCAAAAUCGUGUGUCGUAAAAUGAAACGCAGCAAUAAUCUUGAGAAUACUCCACAGAACUGUGUGGUUUCCACAGAAGACCUCUCAGUGGAAGUGGAAGUCCGUGGACACGCCCCAUUCUUGUCCCAGUGACGUUACCGCGUAUGUUUACGUAAGGCUGGCGCUCCGGGUUCCUGGCGGAGAAGAUGGCGGCUCCUGGACCGGGGGAGUAUUUCAGCGUCGGGAGCCAUGUCUCCUGCCUCACCUGCUUGGGGCAGCGUCUGCAAGGCGAGGUCGUGGCUUUUGACUACCAGUCCAAGAUGUUGACUUUGAAAUGCGCCCCCUCCAGUGGGAAGCCCAACCUUCACGACGUCAUCCUGAUUAAUUUAGCCUACGUUUCAGAGGUGGAUAUAAUUAACGACCGCACUGAAACUCCGCCUCCUCUAGCGUCACUGAAUGUUAACAAGCUUGCCAAUCGCGCGCGGACGGAGAGAGAGGAUAAGCUGUCCCAAGCAUAUGCAAUUAGCGCCGGGGUGUCUGUGGAGGGCCAGCAGCUCUUUCAGACCAUACACAAAACCAUCAAAGACUGUAAAUGGCAGGAGAAGAACAUCAUCGUGAUGGAUGACGUCGUCAUCUCCCCGCCUUACCAGGUGGAGAACUGCAAAGGCAAAGAGGGAAGCGCUUUAAGUCAUGUACGCAAAAUAGUGGAGAAACACUUUAGGGACGUGGAGAGCCAGAAGGCACCGCGGCCAGCCGCACAGCAGACGCAGGACUCCGCCCUGUCCUCGUGAGCCCGCGGCGGGGCUGCCUCGGAGGACCCCGGAGGCGGGGCGUGUCCCUGGCCAGACGUGGCUCGCCGCUCCCCCCUGACGAGGCCACGAGGAGGGCCCGGAGCCUCAUGGGUCCAGGUGACCGAAAAAGAGGAAAAGAAAAGAAAAGAAAAAAAAAACAUAAAAAAAAACAAGAAAAUACCAUUCAUGAAAACACGAGGGAAAAGGUUCAACUCUCAACUCUUUUUUUUUUUUGUACAUUUUUUUUUUUUAAGGUCAUGUAAGGAGGGGAAAGAGGUGACCAUAAAGUUUACUCAACCCAGUUUUCUAUGACCUUUGACCCCCCCCCCCAACCCAGCCUUGCUUGAACUUUCAGCCCCCCCCCCCCCCCCCCCGCCACAACAUCCUUCUCUCUAUUCCAUUUCUCCAUGAAGAGAGAAAUAGAGUAGUCUGAAAACGCUGUUAGUUUUUUAAUUUUUUUUUAUUUUACCUUCAUCCUCUUUGCUGUAUCCAUGCUCCAUUACCGCCCGUAUUUUGAAUUGAGAACACCACACGCAUUCGGAGGACAUUUUCUAAAAUAAAAGUAACAAAAAGGUUCUGACUCUAAUACUGUAAUUUUAAAAGUUUUUUGGAAACGCGAAAAGGUUAUUUUUUUAGAACACUCAGCGAAAAAGGAUGCCAAUGUUGUUACGGUGUGCAAGGGAGAAAGAUUAGACAUCAUGAAAUUGCACUUUAAAAGGAAAAUGACAAGGAAUUAUUGCUGAUAUCCUGCGACGACUUCCUACAGGAAGGUGUAAGAAAAGUUGGGGUGGGGGGAGGGCGUGGGAAGUGCACCUUUCUCUGGGGAAAAGUCAUUUUUUGACAUCUCUUUAGGCAUUGUUUUCUUGAUUUGUGUAAUUUUAAUGCUUGAAUUUUAAUUCUGUCCUUGGUGAAGAAAAUGUGUUGGGUUUAAUUUGAACCUCUGCCAAAAAGAAAAACUCGCUGCAUUGGCAGUGACUGGAGGCGCGAGUAGCGUACUUUCCAUUCUCGGUGUGGCUUUGGUUUACACGGAGUAGUAUGCCAUGCCUACAAGUAUGCUGCUUCAGUGUAGUCCAAAGGUAAGGGGGCGAGCGAGCGAGCGGAAACGCGAUCGAAUGGGUUGGGAACAAUGACCGCAGAACCUGGCCGUCUGGUAUCUUUUUCCUCUCUUACACAAACGGUCCUUCUUUCUUCAUUACGAAUUUACCUCUUCUGUGAUGGGACCACUUUUUACUGAUGUAUUAGUAAACACAUUUUUAGUGUCGUUUUUAUUUUCUGCUCUUAAAUGCUUUGUAGUUUCGUUUCAUCACCGGUACACCAGGCGGGUGAAUUGUUUCCACUCACUCGAUGCAUUCCUGUUGACACAAAAAAAAAAGAGGCAAAACAACAAAUAUUCAUGUCUGUUCCGGAUUGUUCUGGGCAGGUAUCCCAUUCUGUAUAAUGGACACUCUGAUAUCCCUUUUUUUUCUUUUUCUUUUUUUCUUUUUUUUUCUGGCGGAGAAAAUGUACUUAACAUAAAAAAAUAUUUAUGUUUGAACCUUGUAGCCUAAUCGAGGCUUGGCCAGUGGGUUUAAGUUAUAUGUGACGCUACCACGUUAUUCCAGCAGCCGAGGUAUGACAACAAGACUGCUGUCGGUUACUUUCCCAAUUUCUUUUUUUUUUUUUUUUUAAAUAACAUGAAAAUAAAAAAUAAAAAACGA
Messenger RNA from Conger conger (European conger), 3345 nucleotides. Its product is annotated as protein LSM12 homolog A-like. Lineage: Eukaryota; Metazoa; Chordata; Actinopteri; Anguilliformes; Congridae. The record is from RefSeq and is a predicted model, not a curated record. The coding region runs from base 1064 to 1648 and encodes 194 amino acids. The transcript has 5 exons. Gene Ontology annotation, molecular function: RNA binding.